CGGUAAUCUAUUUUUCUCGUCUAUUGGUAGAGGAGGAGUGGUAGGCAUUGCCCUUAACUGUUUAACUGAUGACAGGGCAGUUUUAUUUUUUCCCCUCUCGGUAACUUGGAUUGUGUGGAAGUGUUAACUGGUCCCAGAACAGUUUUAAGAGAGGCAACCAAUUUGACCCGACUAUCACAUGCACACAGCACUUUCAGCCGCCGGCAGCAUCAGAAACAACAUGAUCCAUCUACUAAACGACAGUUAGAGCGACAGAGACAAAACCGGAACUAGGAAGCAAAUGAGCUCCUUAGAAGAGGACAUCGGAAUUAUUAUUUAUUAAUGUUGUUGAGACUUGUCCAAAUAGCCAGGCAACCAUGGUAACACCAGUGCAACUUUUUAUCACAUUUGUCCUUCUCGUGUUGAGUUUGGCAGACGAUGUUAAACUAAAACACAAACCAGCCUCAAAACCUGUCCGACUGUUCACAGAGGAAGAUUUAAAAAGGCACGAUGGGAGUGAGGAAGGGCAUCCCAUUUACAUGGCCAUAAAAGGAGUGGUGUUUGAUGUAACCAAGGGGAAAGAGUUCUAUGGGAAAGAUGGACCAUACAAUGUCUUGGUUGGAAAGGACUGCACAAGGGCUGUGGCCAAAAUGUCCCUUGAGCCAGCUGAUCUGACUUCUGACACUACGGGCCUUACUGAAGAGCAGCUCCAAUCCCUUGAGAGUGUAUUUGAGGGCACGUACAAGACAAAGUACCCUAUUGUAGGCUACACCGCCGUACGCAUCCUCAACCAGGAUGGUAGCCCCAAUGAGGACUUCAAACCUGAAGACCAACCUCACUUUAACAUGAGAGACGAGUUCUAAACCAAAGGACUUUUUUUGGGCACUUUUAUUUUUUUUAUUUUUUUGUUGUUGCUCUGAUAUAUUUUGGUACGCCAAAACCUUUUGAGACCAUAAAGAUUAAAUACAGUGUGAUCCUCAAUUUGCUCAUGAUUGCAUACAUUAAGCUCAUGAUUGAAAAAUGAUUAUGAAUUCCCAGUCAGAUCAAUUUGAUAGGACUGCAUGUCUGGAUGUUCUCUGAUGAAGCCCAAUAAAGGGUGGCCUUACCAAGGGAUAAGCAGCCAUGUGUUUCAGCUGUAUUUUCUUUACUUUUAUUUGGAGACCAUAUUUAUAUCUUUAAAAAAGAGAUGUACUUUAAGAUAUCAUUUUAUGUUGACGUCAAUAAAAACAUGGAAUGUUUGUUA
Salmo salar (Atlantic salmon) is the source of this 1222-nucleotide messenger RNA. It is a transcript of the gene nenf, whose product is annotated as neudesin neurotrophic factor. NCBI's taxonomy places the organism in Eukaryota, Metazoa, Chordata, Actinopteri, Salmoniformes, Salmonidae. The record is from RefSeq and is a predicted model, not a curated record. Gene Ontology annotation, cellular component: endoplasmic reticulum; membrane; endomembrane system.